Microstroma glucosiphilum is the source of this 4504-nucleotide messenger RNA. RefSeq lists its product as hypothetical. Gene Ontology annotation, molecular function: transcription cis-regulatory region binding; DNA-binding transcription factor activity, RNA polymerase II-specific; zinc ion binding. The transcript has 3 exons. NCBI's taxonomy places the organism in Eukaryota, Fungi, Basidiomycota, Exobasidiomycetes, Microstromatales, Microstromataceae. Gene Ontology annotation, cellular component: nucleus. Bases 205 to 4431 code for a protein of 1408 amino acids. The record is from RefSeq and is a predicted model, not a curated record. Gene Ontology annotation, biological process: DNA-templated transcription; regulation of DNA-templated transcription.
UAUCCCAUCAGGCAAUAGCGGCAUCCUCUUCUGCUACCUUGCCUGCUGAUCAAGAGCCAGGAGAGCUGUAGCCGAGGUCUGCAAGAUUGACCUCCUCGCGUCAGAUCGAUCUUCUAUCGCUCCUUGAUACGCAGGAGCCCCCGCUGCACAGCAUCGUCUAGGCGUCCCUCAAGUCGCUCUUGCUGCCUGCUAGCAGGUCUUCGGAUGCUCAGCAGUCAAACAAAGGCAGCUUCGAGUAGUACUCUACCGCAAUCCCCCAACGUCUCGACAUUGAAUCCUUCCUACCCGUCUCUGGAACAGCCGAAAACGGGAAGCUCAGUGCCUCGAACCAUCCCGAGCGCUUCCCUAGACUGGGUAUCCAGACCUAGAGCUGGCCCGAACCCAGCUCCAGCUCCUACGCCUGAGAGCGAGUCGCUCGCCAUGACGAAGCAUGGCGAGCAAAUGAGUCCGGAAUCAGAGGAGGACUCCUUUAAUUUCGGCGAAGGCAGCGAGAGUCCUAGUCAGGGCGGCGUAGCAGGAGACAGACCGAGGGUCAGAGCAGAGGGACCUGGUGGACAGGACCUUAAGAGGGGUGCUAGGAUCGCUUGUCUGGAGUGUAGAUCGGCAAAGAUACGAUGCUCGGCGCCGAAUGAUGGACAGGUACCUUGCAAGAGAUGCUCGAGACAUGACAAGGAGUGUGUCUUUGAGAAGCAUCGGAGAGGCCGCAAGCCAGGAAGAGGUAACCUGCCGAAGGAACGAAGCGCUGUUGAUGCGAGGAGUCUCAGCCAGAACGCUGGACCAUAUCGUCACAACAGUGGCGAGCACGCCAACUCUGACAUCUCGCCAGUAUCCUCCUCUUACCAAAGCCCCAAUCAAUGGCUCCCACAAAGUGGUUCAGGCCCCAAACCAGGCUUCCAGAUGCACCAAUAUGGUGGGCCCGUACAGUCGCCUGGCCCCUUCAGCAACAGCCCGGGCAUGGGGUCACGAGAUGCGUACCGACCAGACCUUGGCCCGUAUGGCAUGGACAAUGGCCGAAGGGGAGGUCCCUCGCAACCCUCUCGAGCCUAUCCCGGCCCUCUGCCACACUUUCCUCACCGAGACCAGCCCUUCAGCUACCAGCCGCGGCACCCGCAAUCUCCUUACGACGCGCCAGCUCCCCUCAUCUCCAGUCAUGGCCAUGGGUACCAAGCACCACUCUCAUCCUCCUCAGCGUCAAGCUCGCAUGGAGGUGGCUUCUUCUCUCCCCCACUCCCGAGAGCUGAAACGUCCUUUCCUGGACCGCAACAAAAUCAGCAGCCAAGAGAUGAGCACAGAUGGGGACCCAAUAACCAUCUCAACAGUUCGUCCUACAGAUCGGGGUACUCUAAUCCGCGUGCCUUGACUUCGGAGCGGUCGCCAAAGCAAAAGCCCGAGAAUAAGUCUUCGCCUCAAUCUCAGCCCCAACAGACGCCGAUGGGACCUCCUACGCAAUAUGCCAGGUAUCAAAAUGGUGGAACCUCUUCGCCGAGAAGUCUGCCGCCUGUGCCUCACCAAGUGAAUAACAGUAGCAAGCUCAGCCAGGCUUCGACACCUCAGCCCAAGACGGAAGCUCAGGAGGGAGAAAAGGCAGGAACGGCAGAAGAAGAAGAGGAAGAAGAAGAGGAUGAGCUUGUCGACGAGGAUGAGGUGCUACAAGCUUAUCAAGAUCCCGACGUCCUGUCGCGACCUCUGCAGCUACUGGCAUAUGCUUCCACUGCCGCUGCUCGCAGACAGACUGCUGGCGGGUACAAGGACCCUCGUGGUAUGACAGCUGCAGCUACACUGGGACUUAUUAGCAGCCCGGGCGCAGUCAAGGUCAAGAGUAGCAUCGAGGUUGCAGCUCAAAAGGCAACUACUGAGCCCGCUUCACUGGGAGCUGGUGGAGCUGAGCCUUCGACAUUGGAGAACGGCAAUUGGGAGUACAAGGCAGGACGAGUGCGCGCUAUCAGAGGCAGCGACGCUUCGCAAAGUCCAGCCAGCAUCGAUGAGACUGCAAAGUCGGAAGCUGCCAAUGCUGCCUCGACCAGCACACGCGAGGAAGAAGCACAGGUCAUGGAAGAUCUCGGUCCUCAUCUGGGCAAGAGGAGAAGAAGUGACGAUGAAGUGCUUCCCGUCCCAAGCUCUCGGCGCCACUCUGUCAUUGCUGAACAACGACGCAUGUCAAAGCUGGGUAGCAUCGAAGUGCGUAGCAGCGGGCUGGAGGCACAGGUCGAAAGCACAGCGGAGGACCCAUCAGAAGAGCAAGAUCGUGCUCCCGCUGGAGCUUCGCGAAAGGGCUACUUUAGGUUCUCGCUCUACGCAUCAAAGCUGGACAUCGACGAUGCCAAUGAUCCCAUCUCAAAAGCUGUGCUGACCCUAAGUGAGAUGGAGGACCUCUUUGAUCUGUUCUUCAACCGCAUCAACCCGUCCAACUUCCUCUUCGACCCCUUCCUGCACUCUCUGUCCUACGUCAGGGCCAGGUCGAAAUUUUUGCUCACUGUCAUUGGCUCUCACGCUGCUCGCAUGUCCGAAGGUGAGCGAGGAGCCGAGCUGGCGGAGAAGCUCGAGGAUCAUUGGAGGAAUAAGCUGCUUCCCGAGGUCCUCAUCGGAGGCUACAAGAGCAUUGAGAUUGCUCAGGCCUUCUUGUUGGCCAGUCUCUUCCAUCGUCCCACUCAUAUCAUCGUGGAAGACCGUGCCUGGCAAUACCUUGGCUUUGCCAUUCGUACUGCUACCGAAGUGGGCGUCAAUAUCGCUCUGGCGCCCAAUGCUGAAGCUCAGGAUAAUGAGCACCUCUCUCGCAGACUGCGAAACCGUGACCGACUCUGGCUGUCCCUCGUCAUUGCAGAGGGCACCUUGAGCACACAAUUUGGACGACCAUGCACGCUUCUUGUCAAGAACUCCGUCUCUCAGUCAGCAUGGUGGAACAGAGAAGACUUUGCUCUUCCGGAAGAUGCAGCUCUGAUAUGCCAGGUUGAGCUCAAGCGCAUCGUCGAAUACCACACGGACGUCUUCCAGAAGUGUGUCGCUACGCUAGCAAUCACCUCAAAGGAGAACAAGGAGCGCCUGGUCAAGCUAGGUGCACUGCACAAGGUGGCUUGGCAAGAGCUUGAGUCUUGGAAGAAGACGUGGUGUCCCACUGGCGGACUGGACCAAGCUGGCGUUGGGGGCUCGAUGGCCAUGGGUGCUUUCCUCGUUCGCUGGUCUCCCUAUUCGAGGCUCAUCUACUAUUACUGGCGCAGCCACCUCAACUCCUUUAUCCUUCAAGCCGCCGAAAAGCGGGACGACAUUUCCUCCCUGGUGGCCUUUGACUCGAUGCAGUGCGCAAGAAACCUCAUGGCUAUCCUCCUCGACGAGAAUCAAGUCGGGGACCGCGGGCUCGCCCUCGCACCCAACGGAGUCGUCGUCAUGGCGACCUAUGCAGCCGUCUCAGCUCUGCGGCUCACCAAGCUCGAUUUUAGCAAGCAUGGGUUCAUUGACCAGCGCGCCAUCUUCGAUCAGGUCCACAGGCUGGCCGAAUCCCUCGAAGUGGCGGGCAAGACGCCAGAGCAUCGAGAUGGAGCGGCAGCGCCCUAUGGCACCUACCUCCUCUCCGUGCUGGCUCUAUUUGACAAUGAUUCCAAGUCGAGCUCUGGUGCGAGCGUGGCUUCAGAGGCCGCUGCUGCUGCUGCUGGUGCUGGUGCUACUCCCAAUUGGUCUGGCAAGACUUCCGGUUCUGCUGGAGGUUCCACUCCGGGCUACGCUCUUGCCACUGCGGAGCAUCUUGCGGCUCUGAGUGGAGCGGGAUCAGCAAGUCUGAUGCAAACCCCAAGUCCGCAGAGAAAGGAUCAAGGAGGACGAGGUCCCAACGGUGACGCACUCGCCUACGCAUUGGCUCAAUCCCAAAACCCUUCUGCUGCACUUCUACAAGCGGCUGCCGCAAGCAGUAAUAGCAACAACAAUAACAACUCUGCCGGUGGCGGUAGCAGUAGUGGUGCCUCAAGCAAUGCCAAUACCAAUCCACUUCUCCCUGCUCACUUGAGCGGGUCUACCUCUGCCUCUGGAUCAGUGGGCGGGCUGAGCUACGCUGGAGUAGGCGUCACUGGGCCUCCACCUCCUCCUCCAUCUGCACCUGCACCUGCACCUCACACUCUCAACCACUCCCACCAUCAUCAUCCACAUCACUCGCAUCACUCGCAUCACAUCCACCAUUCAGGAAUCGGACCCAGCCACGAAACAAUGGACGAAGUCGCCCUCGCUGGCGUGUACGCAAGUGAUUCAGAAGUAUGGGGUUAUCUAGGUGGAGUUGGAGAUCCUACUAGUGCUGGAUUGGGAAUUGGAGCCUCCUCUGCACCGGGAGGAGUAGGGGCGGCAGGAGGAGCAGCGGGAGGGGCAGGAGGAGGAGGUGGAGGUGGUGGAGGUGGUGGAGGAGGAGGCUUAUGGGCUGUCCCGCCCGGUGGGGGUUGGAGUGGUCUCUGAUACCAGUAUGUAACACUUUAUUCGUCCAUCCGUCCGUCCGUCCGUCCGUUUGUUUGUUUCCCUUCCCCUUCCC